Amaranthus tricolor (Joseph's coat) is the source of this 814-nucleotide messenger RNA. Its product is annotated as early nodulin-like protein 19. The record is from RefSeq and is a predicted model, not a curated record. Bases 162 to 710 code for a protein of 182 amino acids. The transcript is spliced from 2 exons. Gene Ontology annotation, molecular function: electron transfer activity. NCBI's taxonomy places the organism in Eukaryota, Viridiplantae, Streptophyta, Magnoliopsida, Caryophyllales, Amaranthaceae. Gene Ontology annotation, cellular component: plasma membrane.
GAGUAAAAUUUUAUGUUCGAUUCUCGAUUAAUGCCUUUUACCAUGAUCACUAUAUAACCGUUGGUUUGGAUAGUGAUAUUGAUCAUUGAGAGACCAAAUAAAGCCUACCACCACAAAACACCAAACCAAACUGCAUAUCACUAAUUAGAAAUCCAACGGUCAUGUUGUCUAAACAUUCCCUUGUCUACCUCUUAUUGGUUGUCGUCGGUGCCGCCUUUUUAAUCCAUCGGACCACCGCCACUGACCACAUUGUUGGUGCCAAUAAGGGAUGGAACCCAGGAAUCAACUACACUAGUUGGGCUAAUAACCAAACCUUCUAUGUUGGUGACUAUAUAUCAUUUAGGUACAAGAAAUCAGAGCACAAUGUAUAUAAAGUGGACAAGAGAGGAUAUGAGAAGUGCAGUAUAGAAGGAGCAAAGGGAAACUGGAGCAAUGGAAAAGACUUUAUACAAUUAAAUAAACCAGGAAGAUACUACUUUAUUUGCGGCAUUGGUGGUUGUUCUGAUGGUAUGAAAGUUUCCGUGGUUGUUCACUCGCUUCCUCCGCCACCUUCAGCCGCUAUUUCCGCCACUAAACACUCAUCUGAAUCCACUAAACACGACAAGUCUGCUGCUGCUAAUGUUUAUUCCGGGCAGUUAAUGGUGGCUGUUUUAUGGGCUUUGUUAUUGGGUUUAGUUGUUUCUACUAUCUUCAUGGGAAGACUUGUCUAAGAUUUUAGAAGUGGAUACUCAUUAGUGAUUUUCAUUUUUGGUAUUUAUGGUUGAAUUUUGUUUCGUGAAGAUAAUUGUUUUAAGGUAAUGGAGAAACUUGAUGA